Hemicordylus capensis (graceful crag lizard) is the source of this 6002-nucleotide messenger RNA. RefSeq names its product PHD finger protein 8 (gene PHF8). The record is from RefSeq and is a predicted model, not a curated record. The transcript has 21 exons. The coding region runs from base 1440 to 4418 and encodes 992 amino acids. Gene Ontology annotation, molecular function: transcription coregulator activity; histone demethylase activity. NCBI's taxonomy places the organism in Eukaryota, Metazoa, Chordata, Lepidosauria, Squamata, Cordylidae. Gene Ontology annotation, biological process: protein demethylation; regulation of transcription by RNA polymerase II.
CUGGGUUGCACCGCAGCGCCCCCUCCCUCGUCCGAGCAAAAAGGGACCGGGAAAGAGAGAGUUUUCUUGCUCGAUCGAACAAAGGUCUUCUAUUUCGCGAUGAUGGUGUGGCGUAUUUAAAAAGCUGAGUUCUAAAAUGUGUGCAACUAGCCUUGCUAAUGGGUGAAGGCUGAGAAAGUGGCUUACGCGACAGGCCUGCAGUGUACUACUAGCCCACUCUGGGCGCCGAUUGGAGGUUGAGCUGAUGAUGCCCAGAGAAUAAUCUCGGCCCCGCCCCGGGUCACAUCUCCGUUUUAAGUUCGGCAGCUUUCACUUCCGCCUCGGGAGACCAAAGGGGGGAAAAACUAAAAGAUGUUCAACCGUGACCCGCAAGUGCCCCUCUGUAGAGUAGCUGCGUCACUCUAUCACAUAGUCCAGACUCCAGCGGCGUCGCUUGGCUUUCGCUACUCUCGCCACUCUCAAGAUGGCUUCUUGACGCGCCAUGACUGUGCCUCCCCUAAGAUGGCCGCUAGCCCCGCCUCUAUUCCCUUCCUCUCCCUUCCCUUGUUUUGAAUAAACUUUAUGGAGAAGCAGGAGUAGAAGUGGGAGCCUGGGCCUUGCUGAGGCCUUUUCAGCCGCUGUAGAGCCUCGUGGAGCCGCUUUACCCCGCGAAGGCCUCGAUCCCCGCCCUGGAGUAGGCGCUUCCGCCGGGGAGAAGGUGGCGAGGCCCGCAGUGCGUCCCGUCAGCCUCCGGGGCCUGGCCAGGAGAGAAGGGGAAGUCCCACGACCAGACGCCUGGGAGUUUGGAGAGAGCCUGGCUGGGAGUUGGGGGAGGAAAGAGAGACCUCCCCCCACCCGUUCUUCUGGGAGAAGCGAAGUCGGAGGUUGUCCUUGGAGCGUGUGGCCGCCUCGGUUAUUGCCAGGGGAAAGCGGGACCUGCUGCAGAUCUUGGCCCGGCGGAGAAGCAGCCUGGGCGAGAAGAGUGGGACGUUUGGGAGCCCACCAACUGCGAGGGUGACUCCCCCGCAUCUGGGGGGGAGCUUAAAGGGUCGCCUCUCCUCAAUUCUGGCUAGAAAGGGGACGGAGAACUCCUGAGGCAUGUGCAUGUGGGGCACAGAGGGUCCAGGGAAAGGCUUUGAGGGUUUCAGGCUCUCGAGGGGAGCCCAUAAAACUCUGGGUUGAAAUUGGGAGGCCUGAGAGACGAUUCGGAGGCGACACCUGGUGUUUCUGAGACAAAACGGACGGAACAGGGAUCCGAAUUUUGCAGGAAAGUUGGUGAGAAGUAGGAGGUGGAGGAAGUUCUUGGCCCCCUCCGCUGGGCAAGACUGACUUGCCCUCAGACCUCAGCAUGAUCAAUUUCUUCAACUUGCCAUAGUGGACAACUUGAUGUUGUUUGAGUCCUAAUUGGGCUUGUGAAGGGUCUUCCUCUGCUUGAACUUGGAGCAGCCACAUCCUCUAGCAUGGCCUCUGUCCCUGUGUAUUGCCUCUGUCGCCUGCCCUACGAUGUCACCCGCUUCAUGAUCGAGUGUGAUGUUUGCCAGGACUGGUUCCAUGGCAGCUGUGUUGGAGUAGAAGAGGAUGCAGCAGCUGACAUUGACUUGUAUCACUGCCCUAACUGCCAGCUUCUUCAUGGACCAUCUGUCAUGAAGCGACGCCGAGGAAUCCAGAAGCAGCCCGAUUCAUCUGCGAGCAAAGAGGUUGGCAAGAUGGUGAAGACAGGUAGUGCUCAGUUCAUCAAGGAGCUUCGUGGCAGAACGUUUACUAGUGCGGACGAGGUUAUCCUAAAGCCCAGUGGGGCCCAGCUAACAGUGGAGUUCCUGGAGGAGAACAGCUUCAGCGUGCCCAUCAUGGUCCUGAAGAAGGAUGGGCUGGGCAUGACUCUUCCGUCACCCUCUUUCACCGUCCGGGAUGUGGAGCAUUAUGUGGGUGCUGACAAGGAGAUUGAUGUAAUUGAUGUGACACGCCAGGCCGACCUCAAGAUGCGCCUGGGUGACUUCGUCAGCUAUUACUGCAGCAGCCGCAGGGAGAAAGUGCUUAAUGUGAUCAGCCUGGAAUUCUCUGAGACCAGGCUCUCCAAUUUGGUUGAGACUCCAAAGAUCGUGCGCAAGUUGUCCUGGGUGGAGAACCUGUGGCCUGGCGAGUCGGUCUUUGAGCGGCCCAAUGUGCAAAAAUAUUGCCUGAUGGGGGUGCGGGACAGCUACACAGACUUCCACAUUGACUUUGGCGGUACCUCUGUUUGGUACCAUGUGCUGAGGGGAGAAAAAAUCUUCUAUCUGGUGCGCCCCACUGCUGCCAACUUAACACUCUUUGAGGCAUGGAGCAGCUCCUCCAAUCAGAACGAAAUGUUCUUCGGGGACCAGGUGGACAGGUGCUAUCGCUGCCCUGUCCGUCAGGGCCAAACGCUCUUCAUCCCCACAGGUUGGAUCCAUGCUGUGCUCACCCCGGUCGACUGCUUGGCCUUUGGGGGCAACUUCCUGCACAGCCUCAACAUUGAGAUGCAGCUCAAGGCCUAUGAGAUCGAAAAGCGCCUCAGCACAGCAGAUCUCUUCAAAUUCCCCAACUUUGAAACCAUCUGCUGGUAUGUCGGAAAGCACCUUCUGGACAUUUUCCGAGGCCUUCGAGAGAACCGCAGGCACCCAGCCGCUUACUUAGUUCAUGGGGCGAAAGCCCUGAACACAGCCUUCCGCUCCUGGACAAAGAAGGAGGCCCUCUCUGAGCAUGAGGAAGAAAUUCCUGGCACUAUGCGUCCAGCGCAGCUCAUCAAAGAUCUGGCCAAGGAGAUCAGACUUGUGGAAGAUAUAUUCCAGCAGAACAUUGGGAAGACGGGCAGCCCGUUUGGCCGGCAGAGGGGCAGCCAGCCAGGUGCAGCAGCGGCCGCCAAAAGGGGAGACCAGAGUCCCAAGGAGCUGGGCAGGAAAGGCAGCCGGAAGGACGUGGCCUCGGUCAAAGCCUUGGAGCUGGAGCUUCUGGACAAGUACAAGCGGCAGGCGCUGAAAGGCAUGGAGAGUCCCUGCCUGGAGGAGUUUGAUUUGCCAAGUUCCAGCCUGGAAGAUACAGACGGAGAACCGGACCUGACAGAGGAGGAGCUGUCCUUGGUGGUGGCCAAUGGCCGGGGCACCAGGAAAAUAAAAGCCUCUGACCGUGCCCGGAGUCGUAAAGGAGCUCAAGCACAUGCCCCAGCUAGCCCCUCGGAUGCGGAGGCCCUCGACAUUGACUCCGAAGAAGAUCUGCAGAUCGACGAGAUGCCGCGCAGGGAAAGGAGGAACCUGGUGCUAUGCAAGAGGCUGCCCAAGUUUCCUCGGAAGCUGCCACGGGCGAAACCCUGCUCUGACCCAAAUCGAGUGCGAGAGCCAGGGGAAGUGGAGUUUGACAUUGAGGAGGACUACACCACAGAGGAGGAGGAAGAGGAGGAUGCCUCUGGGGACGACCAGUUGGAGGGCAGCAGCAGCGCCGGGGGCAUCCUUGACCUGCUUAAGGCCAGUCGGCAGGUGGGCGGCGCAGACUAUGAUGAACUCAGUGAUGCACCUGCCUCCCCCAGUACUCAGGAAGCCAUCCAGGGCAUGCUGUGCAUGGCCAACCUCCAGUCAUCGUCCUCACCAGGUGCCUCCAGCUUGCAGGCCUGGUUGGCAGCUGGGCACGAUCGCAGCUCUGCGGGAGCCUCCGGCACUCAGCGCUUAGGGAAGCGGCCCGUCAAACGUCCAGCCCAUCACAGCACUGACAGUGAGGAAGAGGCCAGCAUGGAUGAGCAGGAAAGCCUGGGGGCCUGCUUCAAGGACGCCGAGUACAUUUACCCUUCCUUGGAAUCUGAUGAGGAUGACCCAGCCUUGAAGUCGCUACCAAAGAAGAAGAAAUGCACAGAUGAUGCUCCCUGGAGUCCUAAGGCCCGGGUGACCCCGACACUGCCCAAGCAAGCCCGCCCUGUGCGUGAGGGGACCAGGGUGGCAUCUGUCGAGACUGGCCUGGCAGCUGCAGCAGCCAAACUGGCUCAGCAGGAGCACCAGAAGUUGCAGCGGCGGAAGCUCGUUGUAAAAAGGAAGCUGCCGUCUCCAAAGGCACCCAGCCCGGAGCCGGAGCCAGAGCCAGUGGAAGCAGAGCCAGAGCCAGAGCCAGAACCAGACCUGCCUCCUCAACAGGACCCAGAUCCUGUGGCGGCCCCAGUGCCCACCCCUCCCACGCCUGAACCCAAACAGGAGCAGUUUGCCGGCAGCCUGGUGGAUCACGAGUACACUGCCCGGCCCAACGUCUUUGGCAUGGCCCAGGUGAACCGCGGCUCCACCCCCAUGGCUCCCGGUGUCUUCCUGUCCCAGCGGCGCCCUUCGGCUGGCUCACCAGGUCCCCAAGCAGCACAGGGGAAACGUCCCAAGAAGGGGUUAGCGACUGCCAAGCAGCGCCUCGGCCGCAUCCUGAAGAUCCAUCGCAAUGGCAAGCUGCUGCUCUGAGUGCUGCCCUGAAGUCCGCUCCAGGCCUGACGCCCCUCGGGCAAUGGAGGCCAGGCAGUUCACAGAGACAUGUCUGGAGGCAUGCUGCUUUGGUCUCCUUGGAGCCGCCAGGACCAUGGGGGGUGUGGGUGGGGCGUGUGCUACCUCUCCCUUCCUCCUGUGGGUCGGAGACAGGACUGAGCUGCCCCUGCCGCAGGAAGCGUCCAACUGGACUGGCAGUUGCUCUGAUGUUGAGCGGACCCACACCGGCUUCCCCUGGAGGGGCAGACCAUGCAGGAGGCGGAGGGCUUCAUGGUGCCCACUGACUCUCCAUCCCUACCUCGACCUGCUGCACUUCUUUUGGUUCUGGGGCUGAUACCUCUGAAGAAUUCUCCUUUCCCUCUGCCAAAUCACAUGUGGGGUGGUGGUCAGGGGUUCCCCCCUUCCUCUUCUCUAGCACUUCAACCACCCUUCUUAUUUUGGCUGCUGCACACAGGUUCUGGCACGCCAAGGAUUUUGAUUUUGAUUUUUUUUGGCAUUGACAGGUUUUCCCAGCAGGAAGCAACUGCUUGUGGCCUUCAUUGAAGCAGAUGCCCCACUUGUAAUUCGAGAGGGAUCCCUUGCCCUCCGAGGCUCUGCAGCUCCUUUCCAAUAAGCCUUGGGGGAGGUGUGGGCGUGAAACCAUUGCCCAGUGCCCUAUAGCCUAGAGUCACCAACUGCUCCGCAGACUCCAAGAAGGCAGGACAGAGACACACACCCCACAACUGUGUUCUUUCUCAAGAACUUGCAGUAGUGGGGGAAGAAUCCCAGACCAGGGAUGCCCCUACACUCAGUGGCUUCAGCCAAGUGGGUGGGGGAGGUUUAUGCGCAAACAGCAUGGCUUAUAAACAAAGCACACCCUCCUGGUAGCUUCCCAUGAUUCAUGUGCUGCUGGACUGUACCACCUCAGACUGCAGGUGGGAGAAUCAAAAGUCUGGUAGGCUCUCCUAGAUGAUAAACUGCACCUUCGAGGGAGGUCUGCCUGACUGGCCGCUUGUGGCUGUGUACAAGUAUUUAGGCGGCAUCCUAACAGUUCCCUUUGCCCCACUUGCAGUCAGAAGGGGUACAGGCCAACACCAGAUCCCUCAUCUGGGGCUGCUGCCGCCUGCAGCAUUGCUCAGAAGGGACAGGAGUAUCCCACCUGCAGGCUUCCUGUUAUGCCAGGAGGGUUUUCAGUGCAGCUUCGGCAGCUGUUCCUCUUGCAGCUCUCUCUGGUGGUUUCGUUUCCCUCGCUGAGCCUGCUUUGAGACUUUUGACAUAAAGCAGUCUCCCUCCACCUCCCCUCCCCACUUCUUACCUACAGCGGCUGGGAAAUUCAUGCGGCAGGGAGGGCACCAGGCCCCCUAAGCAAGGACUUAAAACGCGUUUCUACCCAGCCGCACGGCUCAGUUUCUAUGGCUGUGUACCAUAUUUUUACGCCAGGCUCCAGCAGGCUUUGUGUAAAUGUUUGAAUUCUAUUUUUUAGGCAUCUCUCUAGAAAUGUGUGUUUAAAAAAAAAAUCAAACGAGGAUGAUACUUUUUUUUUUAUAUAUAUUCUGGGUUAGAAUAAAAGCCUUUGUCAGUUUA